Molecule: messenger RNA, 1141 nt
Organism: Bombus pyrosoma
Lineage: Eukaryota; Metazoa; Arthropoda; Insecta; Hymenoptera; Apidae
Product: putative methyltransferase C9orf114 homolog
Exons: 1
Coding region: 1-1140 (379 amino acids)
Source: RefSeq, a predicted model, not a curated record
AUGCCACCAGUAAUUAAGCCUACACCGAAAACUUGGAAGGAAACCAAUCGUUUACAUAAAGAACAGCGAAAGAAAUGGAAGGAAGAGAGGUUAGCAAAAAGGCUUAAGAAAGAAGAAACUAAAAAAGAAUUAAAGGAUGAAGUGGCUAAACCUGUCGAAAGUCAUUUCGAAAAAAAAGACAUUUCGACUUUGAGUAUCGCAGUUCCUGGUUCAAUUUUAGACAAUGCUCAGUCACCAGAAUUACGAACAUAUUUGGCAGGACAAAUAGCACGUGCCGCAUGUAUUUAUAAAAUAAACGAAAUCAUCGUUUUUAACGAUAAAGGAGAGAUAAUUGAAAGUGAAAAGAAGAAAAUAAGAAAUGACGAAUUCUUAGGUGAAAGACGAGUUGAAUGUUUGCAAUUAGCUAAAAUAUUGCAGUAUCUUGAAUGUCCACAAUAUUUAAGGAAGUAUUUCUUUCCGAUUCAUAAAGAUUUGCAGUAUGCUGGAGUAUUAAAUCCUUUGGAUGCUCCACAUCACUUACGUCAGCAAGAUAUAUCUUUGUAUAGAGAAGGAGUAGUUACAAAUAAGCCAGUUAAACCUGGCAAAGGUUCACAUGUGAAUGUAGGAUUAUUAAAUGAUGUUUCUGUGGAUAAAGUAUUAAUGGAUGGAUUAAGGGUUACAGUGAAGAUACCCAAAGACCAACCAAAUCCAAAAAAAAUAAAAGGCUUCAUUGUUCCACCUGAUGUUCCCAGAUCAGAUACUGGAAUAUAUUGGGGAUAUACUGUGAGAUUAGCUAAUAAUCUUACAGAGGCAUUAACUCAAUGUCCUUAUAAGAAUGGAUAUGAUUUGACCAUUGGUACUUCAGAUAAAGGAAAUUCUAUUGAUGAUGUGGAAUCAAAAAGUAUUAAAUACCAUCAUGCUUUAAUAAUAUUUGGAGGAUUGUGUGGAUUGGAAGCAGCAGUAGAAAAUGACCCUAAUUUGAAUGUGGAUGAUGCUUCUUUGGUGUUUGAUCAAUAUUUAAAUACUUGUCCUCAACAAGGAUCAAGAACUAUUAGGACAGAAGAAGCUAUUCUAAUCACUUUAGCAGAAUUAAGAACAAAAUUAUUUCCUAAAGUCUCUUUAUUGCCAAAUACCCAGUUUAACAAUUUUACAAAUAUAUAAA